Messenger RNA from Papilio polytes (common Mormon), 4150 nucleotides. Its product is annotated as perilipin-4. The record is from RefSeq and is a predicted model, not a curated record. The transcript is spliced from 30 exons. NCBI's taxonomy places the organism in Eukaryota, Metazoa, Arthropoda, Insecta, Lepidoptera, Papilionidae. Gene Ontology annotation, cellular component: plasma membrane. Bases 230 to 3250 code for a protein of 1006 amino acids.
GCUUUUAUGUCAUUCAGUACUUGAAUGCGGAAAGCAAAGUGUUGUUAUACUUGAACUUUUUGCUAUACUGUAUUUCGGUUCAGUUCAGUGCGUACUCUUUUGGACGAAGGUUUAGCGACUCGCUAAGGGGCGUAUUGCGUAUUUGCGCGUUUAAUCUCCGUAUUAGUGAGAAAUCAUUAUUUUAAAAUAAAUUUGUGUUUGUUUUUGUGGUCAAUAUAAAUACCGCAACAUGUUCAGCGGAAUUGCAGGCGCUUUCCGAAGCAUCGGAGAGAAAACCGCGUCCCUAUUCGAGCGUAAGAAGAAGGAUGCAGAGCAGAUCGCAGCGGAGAAGGCACAAGAGGCUGCCCACGUGGUUGAAGAACAAGUAAAGAAGGCGGGAGAAAUGAUUGGCGGGGCUCAGCAGAACGCUAACCAAGCCGCUGACGCAGCUUCUAACACGAAGAAUGCAGCUAUCGAUGCUUUAGACAAGGAACUGUCGAAGGUAUCCCUGGCAGCCGGCGAGGCUGUGGACGCCGCCAACAAGGCAGUCGCUGAUGGAAAGAAAGUCAUCGACACGACUAAAGACACACUCGCAACAACAGUCGACAACACGAAGAAAGCCGCAGAAUCCGCGUACAAUACAACUAAAGAUACUGUAAGUAGCACGGUUGAGGGUACUAAGAGUUUAACACAAUCUGCAGUUGACACCAGCAUGAGUUAUGUUGGGAGUGCAAAAGAUACCGUAGCGAAUGUUGCACAAAGCACUGUAGAUACAGCACAAAAAACCGCUUAUUCGGCGUUUGAAACUGGAAAAUCGUAUGCCGCUAGUGCGAAAGAUACAAUAGCAAACACCGUCAGUAGUACAGUAGAUACGACCCAAAGAGCCGCGCAAUCAGUUCUAGAGACAGGAAAAACGUAUGCAACAAGUGCAAAAGAUACAGUAGCUAAUACAGUAUCUAGUGCCGCGGAUACUACACAGAAAACUGCACUGUCCGCAUUUGAAACUGGUAAAUUGUACGCUACAAGUGCAAAAGACAAAGUCUCUACCGCUGUAAGUAGUACUGUGGAUUCCACACAAAAAACUGCACAAUCCGCUUUAGAUACUGGAAAAUCUUACGCUGUUUUUGCACAAGAUAAAGUAUCAAACACAUUAAAUUCUACUGUUGACACAACGCAAAAAACAGCACAGUCCGCUUUUGAUACGGGAAAGGCAUAUGCGGUUACUGCAAAAGACACUGUGACUGGUUCAGUUAACGCCACUGUUGAAGGAACGAAAAACGCAGUACAUUCUGCUGUCGACACGUCGAAAUCUUGUUUAGAUACUGCUAAAGAAUCAUCACAAUUAACGAUGCAAAACACCUUCGAUGUUUCGAAGAGCUAUGUUAACACAAUGCUUGAUGUAGGCAAAGCAUAUUUAGACUCCGCUAAAGAUACGGUAGCAAGUACUGUAGAUAGUACUAAAAAAACCGCCCAAAGUACAAUCGAAACAGGAAGGGCUUACGUCGACUCGGCUAAAGAUACAGUACAAAAUACAAUCCAAAGUACGGUAGAUACGACAAAAAAUGCUGCACAAACUGCAGUUGAAACAGGCAAGACUUACGUUGACACCGCUAAAGAUACCGUGGCCAGUACAGUAGACACGACCAAAAAAGCUGCCACCACCGCUGUAGGCACGGGUAUUUCCUAUAUCGGAGCUGCGAAAGACACAGUAGUUAAUACAGUUACCAGCACAGUAGACACGACCAAGAAUGUUGCGGCUUCAGCAGUAGAUAAGGGUACAGCAUUAGUAGGAAGCGCUAAAGAUACAGUCGUAAAUACAGUUCAAAGCACUGUUGAUACAACUAAAAAUGUAGCCGCAUCUGCUGUAGACAAAGGUUCAACAAUCGUAGGAACCGCUAAAGACACAGUAGUUAAUGCUGUCAGUAGCACUGUAGAUACGACUAAAAACGCAGCUGCAUCUGCAGUAGACAAAGGCACAGCUUUAGUAGGAACUGCUAAAGACACUGUCACAAGCACAGUAGAUAUGAGUAAAAACGUUGCCGCAUCUGCAGUAGACAAAGGUGUAGGCUUUGUUGGAAGUGCCAAAGAUACCGUAGUUAAUACAGUCACAAGCACGGUAGACACAACUAAAAAUGUCGCUGCUUCAGCAGUAGACAAAGGUGCAGCUAUCGUAGGUAGCGCUAAAGAUACAGUAGUUAAUACGGUUACCAGUACAGUAGACACAACUAAAAACGUUGCUGCUUCAGCAGUAGAUAAGGGUGUUGGUUUUGUUGGAACUGCCAAAGACACAGUAGUUAAUACAGUUGGAAGCACAAUAGAUGCGACUAAAAAUGCUGCUGCUGGGGCAGUUGAAAAGAGUGCAGCUAUUGUUGGUGGUGCCAAAGACACGGUAGUUAAUACAGUUACCAGCACAGUAGAUACAACAAAAAACGUCGCUGCUUCAGCACUCGAUAAAGGUGUUAGCUUUGCCGGAAGUGCUAAAGAUACUGUUGUAAACACCGUUGGUAGUACAAUAGAUACGACUAAAAAUGUAGCUGCAAGUGCAGUAGAUAAAGGUGCAACCUUUGUUGGUUCUGCUAAAGAUACAGUAGUGAGCACAGUUGAUACAACUAAAAAUCUAGCUGCAUCUGCAGUAGACAAAAGUGCAGCUUUUGUAGGAAGUGCUAAAGAUACGUUCUCAAGUUCCAUUAGUAGCACUGUAGACACGACGAAGGGUGUUGCUAGUGCUGUUGUAGACAAAGGGUCAUCUUUCUUAGUAGGCGCUAAAGGCUUGGUUGAAUCAAAAUUUGGAGCUACAAAAGAAGAUGUACCAACAGUAUGGGAUGAUUGGGCCGAAGAUUCUACUGACACCAUCAACACGACUGUAGACACAACAAAGAAGGCAGCAGAAGACGCGAAGGCGCAAGCUGUGAAGGCUGCAGAGGAGGCCAAGGAGAAGGCGCGACUUGCCGCUGAGGCUGCUAAGGAAGAGGCUAAGAGAGCCGCCAACGCUGCAGUGGAAGAAUCUAAGAAGGCAGCGGAAAAAGCGGCGGCGGACGCCAGCAAUGCGGUUCACAGCACUGUCGACAACACUCUGAAGCGCGUGGAGGACGCCGCUGACCAGGGUCUUAAGAACGCCAGCAAUGUCGUCGACGCCAAGAUCAAGGACGCUGAUAAAUUCCUCAGCGAGAAGCGUGAUGCGCUUGUAACAAACAUCUCGUCCGCGGCGCACGAUGGCGCGCAGGGCGCCGCCGGACUGCUCAGCAAGGGACUGGCCACCUUCCCCAAAUAAACACUUUAUAACAAAAAACUCCUUAAAUGUCUCAUAAAAACAUAAAAUCAUCCGGGAAACUAACAGACUGCUUUGUAAAUAUAUUAUUGUAUUGUAUUUUAUUGUAAACAUAUUUGUAAAAAAUGUUACAUCCUAAAUAUAUAAAUAUUGUUAUAUGAAAUUUUUAAACAACGUGUUACUCAAUUAUUAUAUUUAAUAACAAUUAAUAGUUCGAAUCUGUUGGAUUUCCCGUUCAUUUUAUUUUCAUUUUAUUUAAUUAUAUGUGCACAUUUCUAUGAAUAUGCAAUUUCAGGUACAAUUAUUUGUUACUUAUAUACAAAGUAAAAUUUGCUAUUAUUUAUGUAUACAUUAUUUUAAUGUUUGCUUAAAAUGUAUACAAUGUUAAAUGUAUACAUUUUGCUUAGUUAUUAAAUCUCUAUGUAUGUACUCGUCUAGUUGUAAAUAGUAUAAGUUAUGUUAAGGUAAAUGUUCUUUUAAAUUGCAUUUUGGCUUGCAGUUUGUUAUAACAUGCUUGGCUUAAACCGUCCGUAAAAAUUGCCUUUAUUUAUGAAAUACUCAAAUAGACACUGAAAAAUGUUUUAUUUAUACAUGUUAUUGAGGCAAAAUUACACAAAUAUUUAUUAUAUUCAUAAAUAUAUUUCAAUUCAUUCUUGUAUAAUACAGUUUGUAAGCAGAUAAAUAGUACAUAUUUUUUAUAUUUUGUGAUACGAUUUUAUAUAUAUAUUAUAUCAAUGCAAUAGAUUAAAAAAUAUUUACAUUGUAUAAUCAUGGAUUUUUACACAAAAUAAUUGGUUUUAUAGAAUGUUGUGAAUUUUAUGUUGUAGGCAUGUGCUACGUCGUUGAAAGCUAUUUUUCAAAAAUUCUGUAAGUUUUGUUAUUUAAUAAAUGCAUUGCCAUCCA